Messenger RNA from Pieris macdunnoughi, 750 nucleotides. The record is from the annotation of a GenBank genome assembly. NCBI's taxonomy places the organism in Eukaryota, Metazoa, Arthropoda, Insecta, Lepidoptera, Pieridae.
AUGGAGAAUAUGCCGGUGGGAAGUACUGCUAACUGGGUGAAUGGAAACCAUGAUCGAACUCGAUUAGCCACUCGUGUAGGCGUUGACAGAGUAGACGCAAUGAAUAUGCUGACACUGCUACUUCCCGGGGUGGCAUUUACCUAUCAGGGAGAAGAAUUAGGUAUGACAGAUGGUUUUAUAACGUGGGAAGAAACACAGGAUCCACAAGCAUGCAAUACUGACGAUCCUAUCAACUACUGGAAAAAUUCACGUGAUCCAAGCAGAACUCCAUACCACUGGGACGACAGUCCCAAUGCUGGGUUUUCUACUACAGAUGGUAAAACAUGGUUGCCCGUUGCUGAUAAUUAUAAAGAUGUGAAUUUAGAUGCACAGAUGAAGGCAAAUAAAAGUCAUUAUCAGUUCUAUAAAGACGUGGUGACAAUCAGAAAGAAAGAUGUAGUACGCAAAGGGCGUUUAGAUAUCAAAGCUAUGUCAAAUUCAACUCUAGUUGUGGGAAGAAUGCUUCCGGAUAACCCAGCAAUUGUAGGUGUAAUUAAUUUGUCAAAUGACACAGAAAUUACUGACUUAUCAGAAUUUGAAUGGCUACCAGCAUAUUUGAUUGUUGUAGCUUCUGGAGUUGAUUGUGAGGGCAUUGCCUUAGAAAAUGGCUCAAUUAUUCGCAAAGAUAAAGUUGUAAUGACUGGCAAAUGUGCUUUACUUCUACAAAGUUUGUGUGUCACAACGAAGGGCUGUUGUGAAAAUAACAAAUAA